AUGAAAUUUGCUGCUUUCCUCUUCCACGCCACCAUUGCUGUGUCCAUCCAUGAUGCAAGUAGUUUUGCGCCUUCUCUUCGAAAGCAUUCCGUCGUCUCCAAGCCAUCCAGCCCAUUGAACAGUGUGCUCACAAGAACACGCCCGACUCCAGAUGUGCAAGUCCUCGAUCGCGAUGACUUUCCAAUCAAAAUCAUCCCUGGCAGUUCUGUGGUCUCCAAGAACGAUGGUUCCCCUCUAAAGAUUAUCCCUGCCCGUUCUCUGAUCUCCAAGAAAGGGUUCUCCAAGGAACUCCAACUCCUCGAUGAGUCUCCAUUGGAUUUCCCGUCUCUUUCUGCACUAUCCGAGAAUGAGUUAUCCAAGGACCUCCAACUACUCGAUGAGACUGUGUUGAGCAUCCCUUCUCUUUCGGAGAUCUCCGAGAAAGUCAGUCGCCCAAGCAAGAAGAAAGUGAGCCUCCAUUCUGUGCUCGGCUCCACCGCAAUUGGAACUUCCAUCAUUGCCAUCCUGCCGCACCUCGCUCUCAGCCUUCGAGACAACAUUACAUGCCUCAAUCUUGCGGUCGACGCGCCCUUUCAUCUCACACAGCUUCACCUUGCCAACUUCCAACUCGUCCUUCUGAUGCUCACCGGUAUGCUACGUUUGCCCAAGAAAGCUGGCAAGGCUCGAACUUCCAUCUUCCAAUGCAUCGCUUGUGGAAUGGCUUCCAACUUCGUCAUGGGUCUUUCCAAUCUCAUGGGCCCUGGAAGUCCGCACCUCAUCGAUGCUUGGACCUGGCCUGGACGUAUUCUCAUUGGUGGUACAGGAAUCGCAAGUUCCUUGGGCAUUGCCAAUUUGUAUCACGAUGUGAUCACUGGACCGUUGAAGGGAAGAGAGCCCAAUCCACUCUUCGAGAACCGAUUGUUGGGUCUGUUCUCUACCACCAAGUACUGUCUCUCGUUUGCGUUUCAGAUCGCACUCAUGGUGCCCAUGUUCGCCCCCAAGGCGACCUUUGAUUCCUUCACCGCCCCGUUGCUCCAAGCAUGCGGGGCUACCAUUGGCACUCUCACAAUGGGCAAGUUCAUCAACAACUUUUACCUUGCCAUGGGAGCUCUUUGUGCCACUUUCCAGUACGAGAAGCGUGCUAGCCGCAAAUCGUGCAACAUUGCCUUGGCAUCGGUGGCUUUCUUCAGUCUUUGGGACAUUUACAAGUACUUGUUCCAGUUCGUUCGAGCUGCUGUCCUCCAAGAAGCAGGCCCCAAGUUGGCCUUUGUGAAGUACCUUGGCACUAUUGAAAAGUCCUUUCCAGUCAUGACCUUGUGGUUCCUCCCCAUUGUACUUGCCAUUGGUCAUGGAGCCAUUACCGCCGUUCGUGAAAAACGGUACCACUUGCCAGAGAUCGAUUGGUGUCAUCCACGCCGCCUUCUAAAGCUCGCCGGACUUUAA
Cylindrotheca closterium is the source of this 1422-nucleotide messenger RNA. NCBI's taxonomy places the organism in Eukaryota, Bacillariophyta, Bacillariophyceae, Bacillariales, Bacillariaceae. The record is from the annotation of a GenBank genome assembly.